This is a messenger RNA of Epinephelus fuscoguttatus (brown-marbled grouper), 5861 nucleotides long. RefSeq lists its product as uncharacterized. The record is from RefSeq and is a predicted model, not a curated record. Bases 200 to 811 code for a protein of 203 amino acids. The transcript has 5 exons. NCBI's taxonomy places the organism in Eukaryota, Metazoa, Chordata, Actinopteri, Perciformes, Serranidae.
GUAACACUUUCUGUCCUGCCUUGGUGUUAAUAUUUACCCGCUGGUUAAUCUCGGGGGAUCUGGUGUCUGACUCUGUACCGUGCGCAGGACAACUUUCCAAAACGUUGGGAGGUGUGUUUGAAAGCUGUGGCAAUGUUUAUAGAGACAAGUUAAAAGUUUCGUGUCUUUUUAAUCUCCGACACCGAGAGCGAUUCCUGCGAUGGCUCCAGAGCUGCUGACUGUCCUAGUGGCUUCAGGGUCCUGUGUGGCAUUUUGUUUGGUGAUCCUGAUGCUGGUGGUGGCCCUGUACAGAAAAGAUCCUCUGUGCUGCAGAUUCAGACCUUCCACAACAGAGCACUACACAGAUGAUCCUCCUCAUUACCACAGCAGGCACUCUUUGAUUGGCAUCGCUAAUGAGCACAGUGCUGCCAUGAACCAGGGAGCUACUGGAGCACAGCUUCCCGGAAGGCUGUUCAUAAUAGGGAAGCCAAAUGACUACCACCUGAAUGGGGCUCUGCCGAGGCUGCCUUCCUAUGAGAGCGUUCGUAAGAAGGACCGGCAGAGACAUAUCCACAGUAUGAUCUCACAACGCUUUGGCCUCAGUGGCUGCCGUGAUGAGCCUCCACCAACGUAUGAAGAGACCCUUCGCCAGUCCAUUGACAUUUUACCUGUGAAUCUGCACUCCCUGGAUGAUCACCUGUCAAUGCACCCCCAAGAUCACUCCUCAAACCUCACUGAAGACACACACAACCCCAUUCAACCACCCACACCGCCACAGGGACCAACUUCCUCCCGAUGCCCAGCACAUAGUUCCACGUUUCUGUCAAUCUGAAAGUCUGCUGUCAAGCCACAGCAUGAGGAAAGGGGCUACUUUUGUUCGAGCCAAGCGAGUGACGCCAUCAGGCACAAGAGAAGAGUUUCUGGAAGAGCUGUUGAUAGAUCUCUGUGAUCCUUCUUAGAGGUAUUCUCAUGAUAAUGACUCUGGCUAUACACUCCACAAGGGUGACAAUGACACAGCUCUGCUUUGUCCAUUCAAUUCCUGGCAGGUUUUACAUUGUGUUUUUCCAAGAAUGGCAUAAUGGGAGGAUGGAUUUAAAGGCUUGACAAAUGUGAUUCCUUAGAGAAAAUCAGGUUAUUUUUGUUCUGAAGACUUUUAUUCCACAUGUUUGAAUUCAGCAGAUGUUAUAUUAAUUAAAUCCUCAGUGCCUCCAUCAGUCUUUCAUUACUCAGUCUUUUCAGAAACCUCUGAAACAACAUUUAGAUCAUCAUAUGAUACCAUGGAUUUCCACCAACACCCAGUAUGAUCUCACCCUUUUAGGAUUAAUAAUUCACUGCAUUGAUAGAAUUGUGAGGAAAAAAAAUUGAUUAGCUGUUAAAUGUAGUCACAGAAAGAACCCCAGUAGAGACAGUGGCACUUUUUGGUUCUGUUCUAAUUAAGAAAACCUCAAUUCCAUCGACAUUUGUAAUAACGCAAGCAACUAAAAAUUCAGCUUUAAAAAUAGCCUUACUCAACAGUACGUCACAAGGUAACAAUAUUGUUAUUAUGGGAAUAUUGUGGGUAUCCAGUAGUGUUUGGUCAAUAUUCCUUACUUUAGAGGCCUUUAACAAGCCCCAGUUUUGUGAGCUCAGACAUUUCUGUAAACAGCGGGACAGAGAGGAGCAUGAAAACGUGUAAGACAGCAAAGAUGACAGCUAAAAAGACAUGGACAAAACCAACUUGUGAUGACAUGAGUGCUCGUACAGCCAUUCCUGUAAAUUUUCAUAAGAGCAUAAGUUUUUGCGUAAAUUUAAAGUCAUUUUUGACUAACUUUGUUAGCUCACAUUUCUGUAUUUAACAAUAAAUGCGAUGGAUGGAUGCCGAUUUGUCUUAAAAUGUGGACCGUAAACCCCAGGACCAUGCCUGUCUAUAGACAAGCUGCUUCAUCUCAGCAAGUGAGAUACACAUUAGCAGCUCAGUGAUGCUAUAGGCUACUUAGAGACAAUGAUGCUUUGAGCGAAGUGCUAACAUAAGCAUGCUAACAUGCUCAAAGUGCCUUAACAUGCUGAUGUUUAGCAGGUAAUGUUUACCAUGUUCAACACCCUAAUUUAGCAUGUUAGCAUGCUAACAUUAGCUUAUUAGCACUAAACACAAAGUACACCUGAGGAUUAUGAAAAUGGCAUUUGGUCAAAAACCAAAAUACUGAACCAAUUAAAAGUCAUCAGAGUGAUUACAGUUUGUCUUGUUGGAGACACAAAUGUUUGAAACAAAUUAAAUGGCAAUCAAUCAAAUAGUUAUUUAGACAUUUCACUUGAAGGUCAAUUUGCAGGUGGCACUAGAGGAAAAGUCAGGGGAUCAUUAAAAUCCAUGGGAUUCAUCAUCUGGGAACCAUGAAUAUCUGUACAGGGUUUUGUGCCAAUUCAUCAAGUAGAUUUUAAGAUAUUUUACUGGACAGGUGAAAAUUUUGACCUGCUGAUGGCACCAGAAAAUAAGUCAGGGAAUCAACUUAAUCAUUAGGAUUCAUCCAAAGAGCACCGUGAACAUCUGUACCAAAUUUCAUGGUAAUGCAUCCAAUAGUAGUUGACUCAUUUAACUAAAAGCUACAACUAUUAACCUGUUGGUAAUGCUUGAGAAAAAGUCAAGGGAUCACUAAAGUCAAUGGGCUUCAUCCUCUGAGAAUCAUAAAUGCGUGUACAGUGUUUCAUGCUGAUCAGUCCAAUAGUUGUUGUGAUGUUUAAGUGGUGGACCAAUAGACUAACUGACAGACAAGCUGACAUUUCCAACAGUAGAAACCAAAAAUAAUGUCAAUGGGUGUUGAUAUUUGGAUGACUUUAGGUUGUCAGGUGACCAAAUUCCAACGUCAGGACAAAGUCUAAUGUCAUCGUCAAUUUGACGUGGAAAACUGACGACAUAUGACAUUGAUAUUUUGUUUGUUUUAAGUUGUGUUAUUAAGUAACCAAAUUCCAGCAUCUUUCAAAUGUUGCACACCAGUGUCAUCUUGAUGUAUAAUAACAACAUUUGGUUUUAAGGUAUGGGAAUCAAAACCCAAAGUCUGCAAAACGUCAUAAUGUGAAUGUCCCCACAACGUGACAUUUAAACAUUGUUAGACACUCAAAAUAUUGUCAACCUGAUUUUCAUUCUAACCUAACUUUUAUGUCCGUCCAGUGUAAGGGUUCAGCAUCUUUCCAAUGUCAUAUUGAUGUCUGAUGCCAGGUUAGCCUAAGAAACUUGGUUUCACUCUGGUAGAAGUUUCUUUGGCAAGACCAAGCAUUGCUUAAACAGUGACAGUGUUUGGCCUGCACUCAUCAUCAGUGACUGUUACUCACAGUUUGAGAGGUAAAGUACGACAGCACAGUUACUAUUUAACCCAGAUCAAACACUAACCACAGAAAACACAAACCAACCAUAACCAGGAAGCAUCUGGGAGAACUAGACUACACUUUGCUGCUUGUGGAUCCACUGAUGACCUGCACCGAUACUUGCCUGGACUGAGAACCAAAAAUGCAGAUCUCACACAAUUGUCAGUGGCUAUUCAGUAACUUCAUGACUCAUUUUUUUGUUUCUAAAGAGGAAAAACACAAACAGUGUAACAGAUACCAAAGAAUCAAAUUGCUCACACUUGGUUACUUGAUGCUGGUUUAUGGAAGUGUUCAUCAGUUUAUCCUCGGUAUAUUAUCCAAUCAGACUGUGGAGUGCACAGCAACCCACAAACAGUGAUGUGCCCUCCACCAUCUAAGACAUAGAAUGCCAUGUCUGCAAACUCCUCACAUCCAUCAUUCGUUCUGCUUCAUGACAGCGUUUCAACUUACUAAGCCUUACCCACACUUACCCACACUCCCCCUGCAUACCACAAGCCUCUGAAAUACAGCCGUUCCCAUUUAUCUCCUAAUUCCUGUUCAAAGCUCGUUCAAAGAGAUGCUGAUAAGCUCGUACCAUUCACAACAAAUUUUACACAGGGAUUGUUGAAGGACACUGGCAAUCAUCAAAGGGCUCCUUUUAUCCAAGUUACGGAGUAAUCAUAAACCUUAGGAAGUAUAAUUCUUAAAAGGAAACUACGGCCAUUUUCAAAAUCCAUACAUGUUGUUCCUAUGGACAAAGACAGUCCAACAGUAUUAUUAAACAUGAAAAACUCUCUCUGCUAUCCAAACACUAGAGUUAAAUUUGCAGUGUCAUCAAGUAUAAAGUCUGGAGCUGCUCCAUGGACAAUUAAUUGGGAAAGACUUUACAGAUGACAAUGAGAGCACCCAGGGGAAUGUUCUGAAUAUAUGGGUACAUUUUCUGUUUUACAACUGUGAACACUACAAUAGAAUAAAGCUCAUUUGGGUAUAAAGAAGACAACAAGCAAAAUCAGGCUCCUAUUCAUCGUCUAGGGAGCAGCUCCAGAUUUUAUAUUUAGAGAUACCUCUCUCUCUUCUUUAAGAGUGAAUCUCAUGUUCACAAAUAUUGAUUGAACUUUCCUAGGCCAUGGAAAUAACAUAAUAGAAUUCUUAAUUUGGGUGGUGUUCUCUUAUAAGAUUGCUUCUUUUUCUGUAACUUUAAUUUAUUAAGAAAUAGGCCUGGAAUGUCAAUAUGUGGAUUCUAACACUAGUAAGCCAAACUGAGGAGCAUAUUAAGUACUGGAGGAGUGAUUGUACGACAUCCUGUGGUCAGUUUUGGUAUUACACCUUUCCAACAAUUUGUUUCCACAUAGCACAUAAACUUGGUUUGAGGUCUUAAUUAGUUCUCUGUAACAUUAAAAAUGUGUAAAUCAAUAUGCAACAAUCAAUGUUAAAGUAAAGAUGAAUAUUCAUAAAUGAUAAAUCAAUAUUUUAACACUCAUAAAGGGGACAGAAUCAUCAGCAUUUCUAAUGCUGCACUGACUAAAAUAAGAAAUGAGACUACAACUAACAAUUACAUCAUUGUUGAUCAAUCUGACAUUUUUGUCUUAAUAAAAUAAUUAAUUCUUUGGUGUAUAAAAUGUCAAUCCAAAGCCCAAGAUGGUUUCCUAAAAUGUCUUGUUUUGUCCACAACCCAAAGACAAUUCAAUUCACUGUCAGAGAAUUACGAAAGUGAAAUCAAAAGAUACAGACAUUUAAGCUAGAAUUUGACUUUUUAUCUUAAAAAAUACUUAGACAAAUUACUUGAUUAUUAAAUUAGUUGGUGAUUAAUUUCAUAGUUAAUCUAGCAUCCUCUCACUGAUUUUAAAUGUGUGCACAACUCUGCAGUGUUGAGUGUAUCUGAUUUCAUCUUCUGUCAGUAAUUUAACAUGAUUGAUCGUGACAUGUGCGGGGUGUUUUUAUGUGUCAUGGCUGAUGGGCAGCUUUCAUGUGUGGUUGUGUACUCUGUAAUUAUUGUGUGCAGAUUUGGAAGUCAGAUAAACGAGUCUCAACAACCAGCUACUGCAGUGCACCUCCAAAACGCUCUGUCAGUUCAGCAGCUUCCCUCUCAUCAUUUCUGCUUUGCAUGAAAACUGAGCUCAGACAAACCAACAAAUACAGUAACAUGUCAUGUGAAAUAACAUAUGGUUCAUGUAGGACCCCAUUGCCUAUGGUAAAAAGUAAAAAAAAAAAAAAGAAGAGAAGAUUUCUGGCAUUUUUAAGGAAUAUGUCACCCACAAACUGACCAUUUGCAUAUCAAUUACUCACCCUGUGUUACGCUGAAUAUGUGAAGAAAAUUUUGUUUUUCUCAAAUGCCUCCACGGUGACUGAAGAAUCCGUAAAUGGAGAAAAUGUUUAAUGAAUUGAAGUAAAAGGGAAGUACUGAGCAAUACAACUGGAUAAAUGACUUGGAUUAUACUGCACAAGUUAUGAGAGUUUGUAAACAGAUGUUUUUAAUAUAGUGUUGCUGUUAAUGCGGACCCCUUUAUUUCAAUUCAUUAACAAUGUUCUCUGUUUUUAGAUACUUUGCUUACCAUGGAGAAAAAAAG